Pseudovirgaria hyperparasitica is the source of this 1437-nucleotide messenger RNA. RefSeq lists its product as uncharacterized. Bases 135 to 989 code for a protein of 284 amino acids. NCBI's taxonomy places the organism in Eukaryota, Fungi, Ascomycota, Dothideomycetes, Acrospermales, Acrospermaceae. The transcript has a single exon. The record is from RefSeq and is a predicted model, not a curated record.
CCCACAGUCUUCCUCUUCCUCACAAUUAUUCGAGCGUUAUAUCCCAUCAAGCAAAGAAACAUAUAUACGAUACACCCACUAUGCUCUCCCAAACGUGCGCGCUCUAGAGGCCUCGCCUCGCUGGUUCAAACACCAUGCGCGCCGCUUUGCUCUCCCCGCAGUAUGCCCUUCAUUCACCAAAACGCAAACGCGCUGACAGCACGAAUGAUUCCGAUACAAAGCCCUCCACUCACUUCAUCCCCCGGCUCAAUAUACCGGCAGUGUCCGAAGAUGCAAGAACGCCUCCUGACAGCCCAAGGGACCGUGUGGCACAGGAAUUGUCGGGCUUACGACUGAAGGAGAUGGACGAGGGUGUCAGGAUCAUAGACUUUGGAGUUGGACACGCUGGAUCGGGAAACAUCAUGGACCCGGCAAGCAAAAGAAUAAAGAUUGAUGAGAACGUGGCCCACCCCGGCGGUUGUGGUCGAUCCGAGAAUGGAGAUACGCAGAUGCUUGAGAUACCCGAGACACCGCAGACGUCGUUUGGCAGCACGGUGUCCCGCAAUGCUGCAAUACCAGAAACGCCUCAGAUAUCCGUGACUACGGAGCUCUACGAGGCUAUGGGGCACCACAAAGGCUCACCGCCGCCGAGUCAUCCUCAAGAUGACAGAUUGAAUCCAAUUCCUAUACCACCAUCCAACACCCCACCUCCGAAGCAACGCUCACCCUCACCCGUCCCUGUCCUGAAUUUCUUCUGGCGGGACUCUGAGAUCACCGGCCAUCUUGGUGAGGACCCGGAAGAUGAUGGCGUGGGGAUCAACGGCGUGGGCUUCAGGCCAACCCCACAGAUCGCACAAGCAAGGACAAUAAAGAGACGACAGCAAGUCAAUGACUGGAAAGCCCGUGAGGCACGAGAGGCUCGGCAGCGACGAAGCGAAAGGAGGCGAGGGGAAAUAACAAGGGCCAAAUCCGAGACUGGCGGGCAACGGAGGGUGGUACGGUUUGCCUAGAGUGGCACCGGUUAUGUCUUUGAUGAAUUCUACGACUGAGUUGGCUAUGGCGCACUUGGCGUUCCAGAACGGAGCGUUGGAUAACUUAUGGUCGACUUUCUCUUAUCGGGAUUAUUAGGCGUUCGUUAUUCUUGAUUUAUCACCCUGUUGUGGGUCAAACACCUCACGCUCCGAAGCGAACUAGGCAUUCCUCGUGUUGCAUGCAUAUGCUGAUAUCAAGCUGGCGGAAUGGCACAGUUGGGACUAAACCUUUCAGCAUAUCGGGCUUGUGCUCAAUAGAUGCCAGCAUUCAGCGAAUUUAGAAUUGCGCUUGUUAUACCUACAAGCGUAAAGUGCACUCUCUUACAGCCCUUUUGUGUGGUGUCGUCGCCCCACUCAAACGUGUCACAAUUCCGUUACUGUGCCAACGUCCGCAUUGGGUACAACCACAACAUCUCAAACUUGGAUA